Molecule: messenger RNA, 986 nt
Organism: Prosopis cineraria
Lineage: Eukaryota; Viridiplantae; Streptophyta; Magnoliopsida; Fabales; Fabaceae
Product: protein LURP-one-related 4-like
Exons: 4
Coding region: 113-709 (198 amino acids)
Source: RefSeq, a predicted model, not a curated record
UGUUAAUCUCCUCUUUUAUCUGUUAAUCUCUUUGGUGAUCUCGGAGGUGUGCACGACCUGGCUAGAAAACAAAUAAGUGGGCAAGGAGUGAGAAGAGAAGCGAGCAAUUAACAUGGGGAAGAUUCACCCGAAUGAUCAUCGGCUUGACGAGGAACCCAAUUCGAGUGGCGAGAUGAGCAACAAAAGAGAAACAUACACAGUAUGGAUGAAAUCGCUGGUGUUCCACUCCAAUGGCUGCACCGUCUACAACUCCGACGGCGACAUCGUGUAUCGGGUCGAUAACUAUGACACCAAGGGUACCAGAGAAGUCGACCUCAUGGAUCUCCAGGGCACAGUACUGUGCACCAUCCACAAGAGAAAACUAGGGUUUGGGUGCUGGGAAGGGUUCAGAAGCAACAGCAGAUCAAUGAAGGAGGAGAGGUGGUUCCAAGUGAAAAGAUAUCACAAGAUGAUGAUAAAGGGAAAAGGAGAGUGUGAAAUGAGAGUAGGGAAGCAGAAGUACUGGAUCGUAGGAAUGGGGGGUAAAUCUGCAGAGUUUAGGAUAAUGAACAUGGAAGGGCAAAUUGUUGCAGAGGUGAAGCAGAAGGAAUCGUGGUCAGGUGUAGUGCUGGGUGAUGAUGUGGUGACGAUGCAAGUGGAGGCCAAUACGGAUCAUUCACUCAUUAUGGCAUUCGUGAUGGUGUACGGAUUAAUCCGCCGCAGAAUGUAGACAACGUAAUUAAUCUCAUUCCUUUUGGUUGCAUAUCAGAUCCAUCAUCAUUUUUUAAUUCUAAUUCUCUGCCAGUUUUGUAUAGAUUAUUGAGGGAAGAAGAAGACUCGCUCUAGUAUACUAAAUUCUCUCUUUGAUGCUUUAAAUUUUUCCAGGCGAGGCGCAGCAGCGCAAUACAUACACAUAUAUGCACACACAUAUAUAUAUAGGCAUAUACUAUUGGUGAACCAAACACACGAACGUACACUUGAUUGUUAGUGGCGUUUAAUUCAAAAUC